Molecule: messenger RNA, 7382 nt
Organism: Hemibagrus wyckioides
Lineage: Eukaryota; Metazoa; Chordata; Actinopteri; Siluriformes; Bagridae
Gene: mapk8ip2
Product: mitogen-activated protein kinase 8 interacting protein 2
Exons: 13
Coding region: 515-4276 (1253 amino acids)
Biological process (GO): regulation of JNK cascade
Cellular component (GO): cytoplasm
Molecular function (GO): protein binding
Source: RefSeq, a predicted model, not a curated record
GCGUCACGCGCUCUCUACCCACGCACAGCAACAGCAUCAUCACGGUGCAGAUCUCACGCAUCGGUGUUGUUCACCGAGAUCAAUCCAUCUUCCCAAAGCGCGCUCCGGCUGUCCCCGUCAGCAUCCCAUCCCGCAGAUUAGGGUAAGGUAGCAGGUGCAUGGCUGGACUCGAAAACUGGACAGGGCUUAUUCUGUACACAAUACCAGUUCUCUAUUUUUAUUUAUUUAUUUAAUUAUUUAUUUAUUUUUGGUAAAUAUUCUCUCGGCUUUUGAGUCAGAUCUGCGCGCUUGAAUCAGAGAGGUCCGGGCCCGGUAAUCGCAUCCGCAGUGUGGCCAGAGACAGGGAGAGGCGCGCGCGCACACUCACACACACACACACACACACGCACACACACACUCUUUCUCACACACACACACAGCGACGCUUGGUGUGUAUUUGCCUCCGUGCCUCCAUCCCCGCCGUCUGUGGAUGGGCCGCGCGCCUCCGCAGUCGCCGCUCCGACGCGUUUAGUGGAUGAAGAUGGCGGACAGAGCCGAGAUGUUCUCCCUCUCCACCUUCCACUCCCUCUCUCCUCCGGGCUGCAGGGCAGCACAUGACAUCAGUCUGGAGGAGUUCGAUGAUGAAGAUCUGUCUGAGAUCACAGAUGACUGUGGCAUUGGCCUCAACUAUGACUCCGAUCCUUAUGAAAAGGACUCCCUCAUCUUGGAGAAGAGUGAUGUCCACCAUACUGUGUGCUCAUUCCAAGAUGACUUCCAGGAGUUUGAGAUGAUUGAUGAUGAAGACGAGGAUGAAGAGGACGGAGAGGCAGAUCCUGAUGCUCCACCGUCUCCUUCUGUGUCUCCUCCUCCUUCCCCUACUUUAGGUUCACUUAAGAGCCGCCCCACAACCUUAAACCUGACCACUGCAGUUUCACAGGAUUCCUUGAACAACAACAGUAGUGUAUCCCCACGAAAGUCAAGCUGGCAGGAAUCUCUUCGCAACUCACAGGGUCGUGUGUCUCCAAACCACACUUGCCUUGAGGAUGGUUCCCACGUUACCGGCACAUGCACAGGGGCUCCUGGCACCACUGUCCCAGCCAAAGGUACUCCCCCAAACCCACCUGGCCACUGUGGUCUCAAUCAGUCACCUGGCAGGCCGCUGCUGUACGACUUUGAAGGCAACAGACGAGAGCGUCUUGAAUACGGUUCCUUUGGUCAGCACAACUCCUCAAGCAGUUCUGAAGUCACUGAGGUAAAGCUUCCUGCUAAAGGAAAUCUUGAGGAGCAUGUCCCCUCAGGUGAUGAUUGCACUUCCCAGUGCUCUGAUACUGAAGUUGACCAUGACCUCAAUGGCCAUACCAAACGCCGACAAUGUCGUCCUCGACCUGAUGACACAUAUACCAUCACUACGGAGACUGCUGAUGACCCAGACCUGGAGAACGACCUUACAAUGGAUGGCACCAGCAAGUGCCUCUCCUCUACAGCACCACUAGGGAAUGAUGCAGAGACCCCACUGUCAGAUGAGGAGUUAGAUAAGGAAUUUGAUAUUGACUUCAGGAACCAGGAGGCCUUUGAUUUAACUUGUACAGAGGAAGAGGGCUUAUCUUAUGUAGAAUUUCCCAGCAUUGAACCCACAUAUCCAUAUUCUGUCUCCGUCCAUACAUUGUCCAGUCAGUCUGAAUCCAGAGAUGAGUCUGGUGACAGGGCUCAGAAUCAACCUGCUGCUUCAUCAAAUGACACAACAUCUCCUUCCUCUGAUCCUGGCAUUGCUGACAUGAAUGCCAAGCGCUAUGCAGAGUCAGACCAACACAUUGAUGACCUUAGUUCCCCUGGAUCUGACUCUGAUCUUGAGGGUGAUUUGGAGGCAGAGUUUGCCUGUGGUGGUCCACUGGUUAGUAACAUGAUUUCUUCCAUCUCUGAGACAGAGCUGGACCUGACUAGUGAUUCCAGCAGCGGAAGGUCCUCACACCUCACAAACUCCAUUGAGGAGGCCAGCUCCCCAACAUCUGACCCUGAACUGGAACAUGAACUUGAUGGUGAACAAGACAGCGGCAUUGUGGGUCUGAAGACAUCUCUUCUUUUAGGCCAACCUGAACCCAUUAAACAUGACCUUUCACCAUAUCUGAAGCACAGUCCUGACAUCCAUCCUUUGGAUGAUGGUCAGGCCCUGAUGGGACUACAGAACGUGGAUGAUGAGCAAGGGUUUGAGCAUCAGGCUGAUCCAGACGAGACUCUGCCACCUGCAGUUCCCAGUGAUGACAGGGCAACUCAGCAACUACUGCUACAGAUUGAACCAGAUCAUAGCCUGGAAAGCUUUAAACGGUCUUUCUACCUUCCUGUUGAGCCUAGACUCAUGCCCUCAGUGGAUGACUAUGAUGGCACCACCGAAGGAGACUCUGAGUCAGAUUCAGAGGAUGAACUUAGUGAGAACUCAGACUCACCAUGGCUUCUUAGUAACCUGGUCAACAAGAUGAUUUCAGAAGGGUCCUUUCCAAUUAGCUGUCCAGAAGAUUGCCUCAGGCGCUCUGCCUCCAUUUCUGACACCCUCUCACCUUCAUCUGAUUUGGAGACAGAAGCCUAUAACGAAAGCGAAGGUUACAGGACACAGAUAUCAAAAUGUGAAGGAGACUCCCAGGAACAGCCUUUGAUGAGCUCAGAUAUGAGGACAAACGGAGAAAAAGACGACAGAAGAGACAGUUGUGAAUCAGGUGAUGAGCAAGAAAGCAAGACUGUCAGCUCUUGUCUAUACAUGAGCAAUCCUACAAAUGACACAGUUGUUCCUGUGUGCUUAGAGAGAUACCACUCCAACACAAAUCAGGACUUUACUUCCCAGAGAUCACUGAAAAAUCAGCAAAAUGAAGAAGAAGAAGAGCCAAAUAAUGACUUGAUGAUGGACAGGAUGAAGGAUCUCGACUCCCCCAGCCUAAGUGAGAGCAUCGUCAGUGACAAGGAUGAGGGCCGUGAGACAAGAAUGGAUCCACUUUCUCUGGAAAAAAUGAUAGAGGUCAAAAACAGUCUGACCCUUGACAUCCCUACAGCACAGACCAAUCGCUGCUUCAGCCUUACGUACUCCACAGAUAAUGAUGAAGAUGAGCAGGAUGCGUCACCUUUCCUGGAGACUAUUCACAACCCACCCUCACCCUAUGGAGACGAUACUUACCUGGACAGUUCCCCACCUAUUGAUGAGAGUGUCCGAGAGUUGCGAAAUACCUUCGAUCCAGUGGGUGUCAGACCUGUUGAUGACUCCCUGGCUUAUGACUCAGUAAAAUACACUCUAGUCGUGGAUGAGAAUACUACUCUGGAGCUGGUGAGUCUGAAGCGAUGCACCUCUGUUCUCAGUGACGACAGUGACGGUCUCUCCACUGUUUGCGAUGAAGAGGCUGCUGAUGAGGAUGAAGAUAUUUAUGGGCAGAGCCAAACCGUGGGAGGAAUGCGCCCUGAUCUACUGUUGAGCUCCUCCUCAGAAGAAGACUCUUCACCAGAGGCAGACUUACCUUUCUCUAAGAAAUUCCUCAAUGUGUUUGUCAAUGGCACAUCACGGUCCUCCAGCACAGAAUCAUUCGGGUUGUUCUCUUGCACUAUAAAUGGAGAGGAGAGAGACCAGACUCACAGAGCAGUUUUCAGGUUUAUCCCACGUCAUGCAGAUGAACUAGAACUGGAUGUUGAUGACCCGCUUUUUGUUGAAGAAGAGGAGGAUGAUUACUGGUACCGUGGUUACAACAUGCGCACAGGGGCUCGGGGGAUCUUUCCCGCCUAUUAUGCCCAUGAGGUCAUCGGCCAAACCAAAGACCUGAUGGGUGAGAAUCAAGACGGACCUAGAUCAAUGAAGAGAAACCCAGCAUGGAUGGAGAGUUUCACUGUGCAGUUUUUGGGUUCUGUUGAAGUGCCUUACCACCAAGGCAAUGGCAUCCUCUGUGCUGCCAUGCAGAAGAUUGCCAUGGCGAGGAAGAGGACAGUGCAUCUCCGUCCUCCAUCUUUGUGCGAGCUGGAGAUUAGCCUACAGGGAGUGAAGUUGAUUAUGAGUCUGGAGGAUGAGUAUGACCUCUCUGAGGAGUUUGACAGAUGUAGUCACUUUUUCCAAAUGAAGAACAUCUCUUUCUGUGGAUGUCACCCAAAAAACAACUGUUACUUUGGCUUCAUUACCAAGCACCCAGUCCUGGAUAGGUUUGCGUGCCAUGUCUUUGUCUCUCAGGAGUCCAUGCGGCCUGUGGCCGAGUGUGUGGGACGUGCGUUUCAGGAGUAUUAUCAGGAGCAUCUUGAAUACGCUUGUCCCACUGAGGAUAUCUACCUGGAGUAGAUGAGACAAAAAAAAAGGUUACCAUGGUAACCUCUGCCCAACAACACAAGCAUUGUUCCUGGUUUUGGCCGCUUGGGGGCUCCUGGUGGCCUUUAACGGGUUUAACGUAGGCCUCGAGUUUUGAGUUUCUCUGUGUUUUCACAUGAACUUACCUGAACAAGUAGGUUCAGUCUUAGUGAUGCAUCCAUUUGUUUCACUAUUUGUUUGUUUCCUAUUUUAUUUCUUCUCAUCCUUGAAACAGAUUGCCUGUUUAACUUUUGUAUGACUUAGUACCUAGGAUUGUGGCUCAGUUGAGAUACUUUUACUUUCUCCUGGUUUAGAAACGACAAAACUACGACUUCACACAUUUUAAUGCAUGGCUUUGAGGGUUAUGCUCACAGGCAGAUAUACACACAGGAAACACUUAUAUUUGAAAUUCAUUUAGGAGGAUGGGUUUCGUUUGUAAAUAUGUACUCGUUUGAUUAUUCCAAAAUAUGCUGAACGAGGUUUGUACUGAAAUGAACAUCUGGACAGGUGUUGGAUUAGUAAUACAAUGACUAUCUGCUCGCUGUAGUAGAAGGUUCCUUGUGCGUUCUUAUUACACCAUCAUGUAAAUACUGUAUAUUUAGAAAACAGUAGGUGACUACUACAGACGUUCGUUACAUCAGUGUAUGUACGUAGCACCUUCAUCAGCAAAUGGAAGAAUGAAGAGGAUUGCAGGUGGCCAGGAAGGCAUGUUUGUUAGCCUGAGAAUGGAGAGCCAGGUAGCAUUGGCCGUGCACGGUCGUGUAAAUGACGAACCUCUUCCUAAAUUACUCAAGCUCUGCUAUAGUUUCUUAUUCCCAAUGACUCUUUCUCGUGACUCUUUGUUGGCCAUCUUGUGUAAUUCACAGACUGUGCUUUAGUGCUUUAUGAUGCCGAGUCUGUUUAGUCACUCUCUCUUCGUUCAUUGAAGGCUAACGGUUAAAUGUACAGCCAGCCACUGGCGCGCUGUAGUCAUCGGCCUAAGAUUACUUAGCAAAUGGUCAAAUUUACCAGAUUACUAAGAAAUAAUCUCUCAAUUAGUCCUAAAUAAAAAAAAAAAAGAAAAAUAGUCUCUGUUUCAUUAAAACAUGCAUUAUUUUUUUAAUUAUUAUAAUUUUUUAGCAAAGUAAUAAGAGCGUUAGUAUUUAAUAGUCAUUGUAUAAUUUUUUAAAAUAAUGAUUUCAUAACCCUUAUACACUUUUUCCCCCCAUGAAGUAAAAUGAUUAUAUAGUGUCAGCCAAAUGUUUUUGAGCACUGCACACUUGAUUAUUUUUGAGCUGAAUUGAAAUCCUUACAUUUUUGAAAAAUGUAAGUAAAGGAACCUUAAGGAAAAGUGAACUAAAAAACAAAAGGGUUGUAAUUUUAUAUUUCACUGGAAACAGGGAUACAGAGAUUUGUCACUUGUCUCAGUCAACAUAUAUUUUUACACUCUUUCAAUUAUAUACUUGUUCACCCUGACUUUAAUGAAGCCAUCAUUUAUCGUCCUUUUAGGAUCUAAGGGUGACCAGUUAAUAAGUGCUUGCGUAUAUUUAGCUCUAGUGCUCAAAAUCAUUUGACUGCCAGUGUAUAUGCCAUUUUAACAGUAAAAUAUAACCACACAGAUCUUACAGUACUGAACAGAAAUGGAGUUUGAUCUUUCUACUUUGUCAGUCACACGUAACAGGCCCACUGAACGGGUUGGGUUUAUUUUCUCCUUUCGAUUUAUUUCUAGCUCCUUCCCUAACCUUCACUGCUUCAUGGAUAGACUGUACACAGUAUAGCGCCCCCUCCUGGUCUUGUAUAGUUUAUGUCAUAAAUUUCAUAAAACGUUAAAAACACUGAAAUAGUAACCGACGGGUAUAAAGGGUUAGAUCUUAUACACCUGAUUUUCAUUCUAACCUUUAAUUCUGCUUCAGGAUUUUUUCUUCCACAAUGAAAUCCUCCCAGCAUUGUAUGGACAGCUUGAAACGAAAUAAUGUAUAGACUAAAUGACCUACAAUUAGAUUCAAAAUUUGCUUCUGGUAUGCUGACACUUUCAUAUUCUUGUAACAAAGGACUGGAUUCUUGGCUCCUGCAGGCUGGUUAUAUCAUCCUGAUGUCAGUAGCAGUAUCAUAAGCAGUGUAACCUUUAGACUGGUCCUAAGUCCAGCUGUAGACGAACUCACUGAGGCCACUCGCCUCCUGCUCACUGCAUCACACGACACACACACACACACACACACGCACACACACGACCGUAUACCAGCGGCCUGCAAUCUGAUUCCAUCGCUACUUGUCCGUUUGUGCCGAUGCCACAUGUAGGAGCGAGCUGCGGUCUUAAGACUAUAAAUGUGAUUUGGUGUCAGUUAGAUUGCUGUAAAUAUCCUAGUUGAGAUGACCAUGCUGUGUCCUUUCUAUUGAGUGUUACUGAAAUAAAUAUGUAAAAUUUUAAAUAAACAAUAACGCUGACAAUGAUAACCUAUCACAACUAAAAAGGGGUUCAAAAAGUGUAAAUUGAUUUCCGUUAGCGUUUUGUUUCAGCUGCUUCACAUUGCUGUAUAGCUGUGGUUGAAUGUUGUUACAUUGUGCUGAAUAACGGACGCCUGUCAAUCAGCUGUGUAUGUCUUUUCAUACAAACGCCCACCUUUCUAUGCUAGCGUUAGCAUUACCGGGCCAAUCGUUGGGUCUGACUUCUCACUCAGCUUAGCAGAGCCGGAUCAGGACACUCAUAAGGACUCUGAAUUACUGACUGUUUUUCAUUAUGAUGUUACUUCAUUAAUGUUUGUCCAGAAAGUAAACGGAAUUCUCAUUUCUAAAUGGAAACGUUUUGUCUACAUUUAAGCAUUUUACAAAUCAUCGAUUGGUCAUUAAACCCCUUUAUGUAUCGAAGCAGAGCAACUUCCGGAGUAUGUAAGCUUGGAUAGCUGAAUGACUUACAAUAACUGCAAAUCUUUGGACUGUAAUUACAUAAUGCAGGCCUUUACUGUAUAUCAAGAUGAACAGCAACAGUAUGACCUACUAGCUAUCUUGUAUCUUUAAAAAAAAAAAAAAAUCAAACUUGUAAAAACCAAAAUGGAACAAAAAAAAAUUCCCUGCCUUGUCAUGGAUUUGGUCUUAAGAAUAAAACACUAUAUGCUUGAUGUCA